CCAUUGAUUCACUUUCUGUUAUAAGGUGACAACCAUACUGAGCAAAACCAUACUGAGCAAUAUUGUUAUCCGAGGACCUUAGGACCAGGGGUGGACUGACAACUCAUGGGGCCCCUGGGCAAUAGGAGAUCAUGGGGCCCCUGUGUCCUCGCCCACACUCAAACCACACCCCAAAAAAGCCUAUGAAAGGUACCAGGGGCAUCUCAUGGGGCCCCCUACUGACCCCGGGCCCUCGGGCAGUGCCCGAGUUUCCAAAU
Messenger RNA from Staurois parvus, 257 nucleotides. The record is from the annotation of a GenBank genome assembly. NCBI's taxonomy places the organism in Eukaryota, Metazoa, Chordata, Amphibia, Anura, Ranidae.